Messenger RNA from Pelmatolapia mariae (spotted tilapia), 1912 nucleotides. Its product is annotated as solute carrier family 2, facilitated glucose transporter member 11-like. Bases 74 to 1585 code for a protein of 503 amino acids. Gene Ontology annotation, cellular component: plasma membrane. NCBI's taxonomy places the organism in Eukaryota, Metazoa, Chordata, Actinopteri, Cichliformes, Cichlidae. The record is from RefSeq and is a predicted model, not a curated record. Gene Ontology annotation, biological process: monosaccharide transmembrane transport. Gene Ontology annotation, molecular function: hexose transmembrane transporter activity. The transcript is spliced from 12 exons.
CUGACGUCUGGUUUGUUUUCAGACUUGAUCGUGCCACUUCUUUUUAGCAUUUUACCACCUCCUUUGACCAACAAUGUCGCAUGCUGGUGCACAAAAGGGCAGUCCUCUGACACUGGUGCUGAUGGUUGCUUCUGCAUCCAUUGGAGGGACUCUUCAGUAUGGAUAUAACCUUGCAAUAAUGAAUGCUCCCACAACUUUUAUCCAAACUUUUAUCAAUGAAACAUUCUUGGAGCGAUGGGACGUCCAGUUGGAGGAAUACCAGGUGACGUUAGUCUGGACAAUCAUUGUCUCCAUCUUCUCGUUGGGGGGGUUUGCUGGAGCUCUUAUUGCAGGACCUAUGACCAUACGCUUUGGGAGGAAGAAGUGCCUGCUGCUGAACAACAUUUUUCUCAUGACUGCUGCACUCUUAGCACUGACGAGUAGAACCGCCAGAUCUUUUGAGAUGAUCAUGAUCUCACGUGUCCUGGUUGGAAUAAAUGCCGGUAUCAGCAUGAAUGUGCAGCCCAUGUAUUUUGGAGAAAGUGCACCAAAGCACUUAAGAGGAGCUGUCUCUUUGUCAUCAGCUGUGUUUACAGCAUUCGGUGUCGUGUUAGGACAGGUGGUCGGACUCAGAGAGAUUUUGGGCAGUGAGCCGUGUUGGCAGUACCUUCUUGCCAGUAAUGCCAUUCCUGGACUCAUUCAGCUCCUGACCCUGCCAUGGUUCCCAGAGAGUCCCAGAUAUCUGCUCAUUGAUAGAGGAGACAAGGAGGCUUGUAUUAAUGCUCUGAGACGCCUGCGAGGCUGUGAGGUCCAGAGUAGCGAGCUGGAUGAGAUCCUGCAAGAACAGGCUGAAACCAAAGGAAUGAGGGCGAGCCACCCCUGGGAGCUUUUUACUGAUCGCUCUGUACGCUGGCAGCUCAUCUCUGUCAUGAUCAUUAGCAGUGCCAUGCAGCUCUGUGGCAAUGACUCGAUUUACUUUUAUGCAUCAUAUGUGUUUAAAGAGGCUGGAAUAUCAGAUGACAAAAUCCAGUAUGCUACAAUCGGCACCGGGACAUGUGAAUUCACAGCCUGUAUAAUGUGUAACCUGCUGGUAGAGCACAAAGGUCGGAGGUUCAUGCUGGCAGGAGGCUUCACCCUCAUGACCUUCUGGGCUGUCGUCUUCACGAUCGCUCUGUCAUUUGAGCACCAUAUAACCUGGAUGUCGUACCUGACCAUGACCUGUGUCUACACCUAUAUUCUCAGCUUUGGCAUGGGACCAGCUGGAGUGACUGGCAUUCUUCCCACAGAGAUCUUCAAUCAGGCGGCUCGGCCGGCAGCCUACAUGAUUGCUGGCUCCAUGAUGUGGCUCAACCUGUUCGUCGUUGGAAUGAUCUUCCCAUUUUUAGUAAGCGGGCUGCGUGAGUACUGCUUUGUGCCUUUUGCAGCGAUCUGCCUGUUGUCUGCACUGUAUGUUGGCCUUUUUCUGCCUGAGACCAAGGGGAAGUCUCUGUCAGUCAUCAUGCGUGAAUUUCACAGGCUCAAUUUCAAAGGUCAGGAAAACCAUUUUGAAGCUCAAACCAAACCUCAGUAUCAGCUGGGCGAAGUGUGUCUUUCCACAGCCUUGUAGACAGACUUUUUCUCCAGAAACAUGCAGUCACACCCAGCGCAUGCCUCACUUUGACCUGAUCUGCAUCAGCGGGAAGACGUUUUGUGGUUUGGGAGCCGCUUUUCAUAUCUUUGAAAAACAUUAUCUGAAAUGUUUUUCCUGUGAGGAAAAUGGCAAUUUAAAGAAUUUAUCUUUGACUUUUUCACAUUAUGCUUUAUGUCACUGAUUGAUGUGAGACAACAAGUCAUUGAAACUACUUUAUAUUAAGUGUACUGUAAUAAAGUAUAAAUCAUCUUUUCCACAGAAAGUUAUAUUUUUGUUAUUAGACAGAGCUGGAUACCUAAGACC